Messenger RNA from Thamnophis sirtalis, 1152 nucleotides. The record is from RefSeq and is a predicted model, not a curated record. Lineage: Eukaryota; Metazoa; Chordata; Lepidosauria; Squamata; Natricidae.
AUGCCCAAUUUUUAUCAGGGCACCGAUAUUUCUCCUCUAUCUUAUGACAGAACUGUUUUGUGGAUUGGAAAGUUAACAUCACUCUUUCAGUUUUGCUUUCAAACCUUUUCCUUGGCGGUCAGCUUUCUGAACCGGUUGCUGGCAUCAGUAAAGGCACAGUUGAAACAUCUCCGUUGCAUCGCAAUAGCUUGUCUACUUCUAGCAGCAAAAAUCAAUGAAGAAGAUGAGAUAAUACCAUCAGUAAAGAAGCUGGCAGAACAGAGUGAUUGCAAGUGUUCUCCAGCUGAGAUUUUGAGAAUGGAAAGAAUCAUACUUGAUAAACUUCACUGGGAUCUUUACACAGCAACAUCAAUGGAUUUCUUAAACAUUUUCCAUGCCAUGGUGAUGUCCAAGUGGCCCCAACUACUAACUAGGCUACCUCAGAGGAAUCCUUCCCGCCAUGCUGCGUUCUUGACCAAGCAGCUACAGCACUGUAUGGCCUGCCACCAAGUGUUGCAGUUUAAGGGCUCCACACUGGCCUUGGUGAUCAUCACCUUAGAGUUGGAGAAGCUGACUCCUGACUGGUUUCCUGUAAUUACCGAUCUGCUAAAAAAAGCACAGAUUGACAGCACCAAAUUCAUCCACUGCAAAGAACUUGUGGAUCAGCAGAUCCUGGGCUUCCAGCUACCCAAUGCUGUCUACAUUUUCAACCCUGCAAAUCGAAACAUCCAAACUCACCUGGCUGAAGGAUUACCCUACUAUUAUCCCAUGGAGAAGAAAGAAAUGCAGUUUAACAUGCAAGCUUCACUCUUCAGAGGCAAGGUUUAUGAGGCUGACUUGCAGAGUGAUGAAUUCUAUGAUGGGUUCAAGUACUUGUACAACGAAGAUGGGACCUCAGAAGCUGGACCAAACAGUGAGAUGGGAAGUGAUGAUAUUCAGGGGCCAGAAGAGAGUAUCAAUGCUUGCCCGCCAUUACAACCUGCUCCUCAUAUUGAUUAGAGGUUCACAUAGAGCAAAAAAAGGAACCAAAUACUAGACAAAGCCAAGGCUAUUUCUAAUAUUUCAUUAGUGAGGACUAUGUAUUAAUCCAAAGCAUUGCCUAUGCCAGUGAUGGCAAACCUUUUUGGAACCGAGUGCCCAAAUCGGAAGAUGCAUGUGUGUGUGCCAAAGCGC